Molecule: messenger RNA, 825 nt
Organism: Metschnikowia bicuspidata var. bicuspidata NRRL YB-4993
Lineage: Eukaryota; Fungi; Ascomycota; Pichiomycetes; Serinales; Metschnikowiaceae
Exons: 3
Coding region: 1-825 (274 amino acids)
Biological process (GO): endoplasmic reticulum tubular network organization; membrane organization
Cellular component (GO): membrane; endoplasmic reticulum
Source: RefSeq, a predicted model, not a curated record
AUGGAACGAAAAACAACGCCGACUCCGCCUAUCGCACUUGUCGCUACUACUCCAUUGGCAAGAUCGCCCCAAUUGUACUGGUUUUUAGGACAUGCGGCCAGUAUCGUGUGCUUCAUUUCAUGGCAAGUCUUUGGCUUCUUCAGCAAAAAACAGGCCCAGCGAUUUUCAAGACUCACCCUUAUCUUUCAAUUGGUCAGCUACGGAAUUGUGAUCCGCCAGUCUGUUUCGGUGCCACGGGCAAACAAGCUUCAGCUUUUGCGCAAUGAAAACGUGCAAUACUUCGCCUUUGCGGCCGUGCUCCUACUUUCCAGCGGUCAAUUGAGCCCCUGGACCAAAGCAACAAUGCCCUUUAUUGUAUACUCUUUUUUCCACUCCAUCACCUACUUUCAGAAACAUCUCUUGAACCAGAUGCCCAUGUCUAUUCACACCCAAGCUGCUGUCAGCGACCGGAUCACAUAUAUCGCGUCAAACUUUAAUCUCCAGGCAUUAUAUUUUGCCUCUCUCAGCGAGUUCAUGUUGAUUUCCGACAUUGCGCUUGGGCUUCCCGGCUUGGUUUUCUCGGUGUUCAGAUAUCCCCUGUAUGUGUUGUUUUUUGGCCUCCGGUCGCUUGCGGUAUUGGUGUUUUUGAAGUUGCGUUACGACGAGUCCACUUAUUCUAGGCAGGCCGUGGAGCAACUUGACGCUAGAGUUGGGGCAAUGUUGAACAGCGCAAUGGUGCCGCCGCAAUUGCGUGCCAUCUACUAUGGCCCUGUGAGAACAAGCAUUGCGAGAUUUGCCGGCAUGGUGCUGGUCCCUAGAAUCACUUCGCAGAAGAAAAGCCAGUGA